UGUGUCUGCGUGUGAAUGUGGGACGGGACGCAUCUCCCUCCACCCCUCAGGAAGACCGCACGGGACGUGGCCGUCCCAGCCGCGUACCCACGUGGCCAUCCCCGCCGCCGCUCUGGGUCCCUCCGUGGCUCUCAAGGACCGCACAGUAUUUCCCCUCUCCCGGGUCUCGCUGGGCUCCGCCUCCGCGGCAGGACUUGCAGGGGCCGGGCCGGAACUGCGUCGUUGCUGGGGCGGCCGCCCUUCCCCGUCAGUCCGACCAUGGGCUCCUGGCUCCCGCUGCUGCUGCUGCUGCCCUCCCUGGGACUUGUGUACCUGGGUCUGUGGCCAGAGCCAGGCAAUGGGCAAGAUAACAACAGCAUGGUCCAGCUGCCAGGUGGGACAUUCCAGAUGGGGACAAAUUCUUUAGAUGGCAAAGAUGGGGAAGGGCCUAUGCGGGAAGUAACAGUGAAGCCCUUUGCUAUUGACAAAUACCCUGUCACCAACAGAGAUUUCAGGGAAUUUGUCAGGCAGAAGAAAUACCAGACAGAAGCUGAAUCGUUUGGGUGGAGUUUUGUCUUUGAAGACUUUGUAUCUGAUGAGCUGAAAAAGAAAGUGACCCAGAAGCUGGAGUCUGCACCCUGGUGGCUCCCGGUGGAGAAGGCAUUUUGGAGGCAGCCUGCAGGUCCAGGCUCUGGCAUCCGAGACCGGCUAGACUUCCCCGUGCUGCAUGUGAGCUGGAACGACGCCCAAGCUUUCUGCGCCUGGCGAGGCAAGCGGCUACCCACAGAGGAAGAAUGGGAAUUUGCUGCCCGGGGAGGGCUGAAGGGUCGAGUGUACCCCUGGGGGAACCAGUUCCAGCUGAACCGCACCAACCUGUGGCAGGGCAAGUUCCCCCAGGCUGACACAGCGGAGGAUGGUUUCCACGGAGCCUCACCCGUAGAUGCUUUCCCUCCCCAAAACAACUAUGGACUCUAUGACCUCAUGGGCAAUGUGUGGGAGUGGACAGCAUCGACAUAUGGACCUCCCAUUCCCGGCCAAGAUAGGAAAGUUUUGAGGGGAGCAUCCUGGAUCGACACAGCAGAAGGUUCGGCCAACCACCGAGCUCGAGUCACCACCAGGAUGGGCAACACUCCAGACUCUGCCUCUGACAAUUUGGGCUUUCGUUGUGCAGCUAGCCCAGGCCGGCCUCCUGGGGAACUGUGAACAGAGACCAAGAGAUAAGGGGGAGAAUCCCUGCCCCCUGCCCUGCUUCCACAGCUAGCCAGGGCUCUCAACUCAGCCAAUGCCUUAUCAACAGAACAUCAGGCCCAGACAAAGGGACAACUGAAGUAACUCCAAAUUCCAUCCUGGCCACAUCAACCAUUCUCCCUUUCUCAAUCCCCUCAUCCUCCCCCCCGCCCCCCCAAUUCUCCACUGAGUUCCAUUGUGUCAAGAACUCUGGUGAGGCUGAGAAUGACCAGGACCCACACCCCACACGACUAGGCCCAUCACCAACUCAGGGAACCAAAACCCUUGGUAUUAACUAUAGUUUAGUUGCAACAAACACACCUACCUGCACAUUGGAUGGAGAAAUGAAACUUGUAGUCAAGAAUCAUGGAUUGUUGGAAAUGGAGUGGACUUUCAAUACCAUACAGUUUAAAAGUUCUCAAACUCAUUGAGCCCCAGGGUACUAAUUUGGGCCAUGAAAUACAUUGUUAGAACCCUAAAAUACUGGUCCAGAGGGUAGGGGUGGGAGCAUAUGAGGUUAUGAAAUAUUUGCUGAGUAUCACAGGGUUAGGGAAAAUCUUGGAAUGAAAUAGAAGAAAUUGUUUUUUUAAUACCAAAAAAUUGUUGUAUGUAAUAUUUUAGAUACCUCAUCAUUAUACUAAUAUUUUAGAUUAGUAUAUCAUUUAAGAAGGAAGAACAGCCCUAUUCCUAAUGGAACCCCUAAUGGUAUUGUGUCAUUUCUCAGGUUCUAGCACCUACCUCCCAGGGUUGUUGUGAGGUUCAAAUUAAAAGUGCUUAACACAG
This is a messenger RNA of Dromiciops gliroides (monito del monte), 1989 nucleotides long. RefSeq names its product sulfatase modifying factor 2 (gene SUMF2). Gene Ontology annotation, cellular component: endoplasmic reticulum. The coding region runs from base 16 to 1182 and encodes 388 amino acids. NCBI's taxonomy places the organism in Eukaryota, Metazoa, Chordata, Mammalia, Microbiotheria, Microbiotheriidae. The record is from RefSeq and is a predicted model, not a curated record. The transcript is spliced from 9 exons.